Messenger RNA from Syzygium oleosum, 1095 nucleotides. Its product is annotated as pentatricopeptide repeat-containing protein At3g22690-like. Gene Ontology annotation, molecular function: protein binding; RNA binding. The coding region runs from base 1 to 1095 and encodes 364 amino acids. Lineage: Eukaryota; Viridiplantae; Streptophyta; Magnoliopsida; Myrtales; Myrtaceae. Gene Ontology annotation, biological process: RNA modification. The transcript has 4 exons. The record is from RefSeq and is a predicted model, not a curated record.
AUGAGUGAUGUGUGCAGUGCUAUGAGAUUUUACUAUGACGAGAUGAUGGGGAAUGAUGUCGCACCAAAUCACUAUACGUUUCCCAUUGUAGUGAAAGGGUUUGUGGCGAUUGGGCCUGUGUUGGAUUUGGUUGGCUGGAAUUCCAUGAUUGAUGGUCAUGUGAAGAAUAGGGAAGUGGAUGUUGCUCGCGAACUUUUCGAUGAAAUGAUUGAAAGGGACGUCUUCAUUUCAUGGAAUACCUUGUUGGCUCUUUAUGUACAUGUUAAAGGUUAUACAAAGCGUUUAAGUCUGUUUGAUAGUAUGCUACAAGAGGAAGAGAUUAAACCCAAUAGGGUUACUCUUGUGAGUGUUUUCACAACAUGUGCCAAUACAUGGGACCUCAAUAAAGGCCACUUAGUUUAUUCUUACAUGAAGGAUAAUGACAUUGAAGUCAACGUGCUGCUUUCGACUGCGCUAUUGACAAUGUAUGCAAAAUGUGGCACUAUGGAUUUAGCCAGGAAAGUGUUUGAUCAGAUGCCUAAUAGAAGUGUUGUCUCGUGGAAUGCUAUGAUCAUGGGCAUGGCGAGAAAGCCCUGGAAAUGUUGGUGGUGUUUCAACCUGAUGUCUCGGGUUUACAAUAUCCAACCUAAGGUGAAGCACUAUGGUUGCAUGGUCAAUCUUCUUGCUCGAGCUGGGCUGGUGAUGGAUUCAGGAGAGUUGUUUAAAGAAGUACCUAUAGUGGCAGGAUCUUCACUAUGGGGUGCUCUGCUUUCUGCCCGUAGGACCCAUUCUCACAUGGAACUAAGAGAGAUGGUGGCCGAGCAUUUGAUUGAGUUCGAACCAACAGAUGUUGAGCCCUAUGUACUAUUGUCAAACAUGUAUGCAGCCAAAGGUAGUUGGGAUGCAGUCGAGAAUGUCAAGAUAAUGAUGAAGGCAAAGGGUUCGCAAAAGGAAGUCAGGUCCCGCCUCAUUGAACUUGGAGGCAUUGAAUCUACAGAGUCCGCAAAAGAUGGCAUGCACCAUCAGAGAAUUAUGAUUUACUCGAUGUUGAGUGAGAUUGGUUCACAAACAAAAGUGUCCUGUAGAGACUCUACAGCAGUAGAGGAUCCAGAAUAG